AUGGACGUAAGUAUACCACCUAACAAUUGGCACAACUCCAGCUCAUACGAAACGCAGUUCAAUAAUUCGGGCGGCUUCCCAUCCCGGCGGUCAUACCCCAACCUCAAUCACGUCUCCCUCGCACCACUAACACCCCGAUUUCCAAUCGACGACGACACCGAACCAACAGACUACUUCAGCCCCCGAGACACAGGAGAAAACACAGGCACCAGAACUCCACCACGAACAUCAUAUUUCUCCAGUGUCUCCGUUCCAAGUACACCACCCAUCCUCUCGCAUUCGCGAAGUACAUCCCGCGCGCGACACACCCGCAGCAAGAGUUCAAGCCGCGCGACCACAUUCAGCGAUACAAAUCUGACGAGCCGAGAUGUCUCGGUUCCGCUGCACCACGCGUACAAGAAACGGCCCAGCUCGACGCAGCGUCGCCUCGGUCACAGUCACGGUGAAGGACAUGCGACCAAGUCGGACGCUGAAUGGAUGCUUCGAGCUGGAAUAGCCCUCGCCUCCUCGACCCGCGAAGAAAAGGGCCAAAGCUGGCUAUCUAAGCGCGAGAGCUCAACAAGUCUCGUCUCGGAAUCCUUUGACAAUGCACCCCAUCGACACCACCACCGGACGAAAUCGGGUUCGUCGCGCAAGUCUCGAUCCAGCGCUUCGACGCCCGCUGCGCUCUCGCGGCGGAGCUCGAGAUCUAGGGGUGGGAGUCGCCGUGGAAGUCGUGCGGGAUUGGCGAUGACUACGCUACCUCUCUCUUCUAUAUCGUCCGGGGCCGGUAAGUUAUCCAGUCCGGCUGGAACGGCGAGUCCUGAGGUCCGUGGCCGGAGUUCUGGCGUCGAGCCGGAUUUCGUCGAUGAGCGGAUUCGCGCGGAGAUGGCUUCGUUGCAGGAACGCGGGUUCACAGAUGAUGAGUCGGAGUUCUGGGAUGAAGAUGAAGAGUCUGAGUGUGAUUACUCUACUGAUGAGGCGCCGGAUGAAUUCGAUGAGGCGGAUUUGCAGCGUCUUACCCGGGAACGUGGGUUUGGGCUGGGGAGCUGGAUUGAUCGAUUAGUUGAGUGGACGCUUUUUGGCGUUGAGGAGUGGCCGGCCCCUGCGCCGACGGCUGCUACAAGAAUUGGGACUACCCUUACUACUACCACUGUUACCUUUGAAGAGCCGCUGGCUAUUCGAGAAGGGAGUGAGGGGGUGCAGGCGCGUGAUAGUCUGUCUGUUGCUUCUGCGGAGAGAGAUCAGGAUUCUGAUUUUGAGACUCUCGAGCUUGAAAAUGAUGAGUCCGUUGUCGGUGUUGAGAAGCCGGGCUCGCGUGGUGGGUGGGAAGAUGCGAGUUGGUUGUUCCGGGUCGUGAAGCGGGCCAUAAUAUGA
Molecule: messenger RNA, 1356 nt
Organism: Penicillium argentinense
Lineage: Eukaryota; Fungi; Ascomycota; Eurotiomycetes; Eurotiales; Aspergillaceae
Product: DUF3984 domain-containing protein
Exons: 1
Coding region: 1-1356 (451 amino acids)
Source: RefSeq, a predicted model, not a curated record